This is a messenger RNA of Solenopsis invicta (red fire ant), 1415 nucleotides long. It is a transcript of the gene Rilpl, whose product is annotated as RILP-like protein homolog. NCBI's taxonomy places the organism in Eukaryota, Metazoa, Arthropoda, Insecta, Hymenoptera, Formicidae. The transcript is spliced from 6 exons. Gene Ontology annotation, biological process: cilium assembly. The record is from RefSeq and is a predicted model, not a curated record. Gene Ontology annotation, cellular component: cytoplasm; ciliary basal body. The coding region runs from base 133 to 1311 and encodes 392 amino acids. Gene Ontology annotation, molecular function: protein dimerization activity.
UCUUAGAUUCCGGAGCCCGAAUUCUUAGGAAGGCGAGAUUCUUCGAAGAGCGAAAACGUCUUUAUGUGAUCUCCUUCUCCUAUCAUUGAGCAGAUCUACGCGUAGAGCGUGCUGCGGCAAAAAGUUGUAUUCAUGCCUUUUUGUCUGAGAGGUAACGCGACCUGCAAAAUGGAAGAAUAUUCUGUCGCGUCUGAUGUGUCGGUGGUGGAUGUGUAUGAUAUUGCAUCGGAGAUAGGGAAGGAAUGCGAGAAGCUCAUAGAUCUGUUUGGGGUGGAGUCGGUGACUAAUCUGAUGCCAAAGGUGAUAAAUGCUUUAGAGCUACUUGAGAAUCUCGCUACCAAAAAUGAGCGCGAAAAUACUAUGGUACAGGAGCUAAGUGCCAAGAUCUCUCAGCUCGAGAGUGACAAAAUUGGAAAGGCUGAGGAUAGACAACGAUUUGAAAAGGAAUUAGAACAAAUCGAAGAACACUGGAGACAAGAAUCUCGCGACUUAGUAGCCAUGGUUACUAGAUUACAAGAAGAAAAUAGACGAUUAGCUGAAUCUUUGCACGAAUCACGUAGUGAUAGUCAGUACAGCAGUAAACAAACAACUAUUACAGCUAGUCAGGAGGUUGAUAUAGCGGUUCUACAGCAUUUAAGGUCCAUGAUAGAUAAACAACGAGAUCAGAUUCGUGCGAGAGAUCGAGAAUUGUCACAAAAAACCACAGAAAUUGAAAAUUUAAGUGCUCAAGUGGAGAAGCUUACUGUACUGGGACGAGAAUUGAAACGUAAACAACGACAAGCGCAAAUGCAAGCCCGAGGUUUAGUAGAAGAAAGAGCUGACUUUUUAGCUCAACUGCAAGACCAGAAUCGGGAACUUAUAAAUCUUCGGGGACGGCUUGGAAUGGCUAAGAAAGAAAAUGAGGAUUUGAGUAAAUUGCAGGGCUGUCCUGAUUUAACGAACAAAGCAAUUUAUGAUCUAGAUGAUCCUGAUAGACCCAGAUUUACGACUGCCGAACUGAAAGAAAUUUUGCACGAGCGAAAUGAGUUGAAGGCAAGAGUUUCAGAUCUUGAAGACGAACUAGAACUGUAUCGACCAAAACCUGAAAUUCCUGAGGAUGAUAAAGAUGCACCCGUGCAGGGACCGCUUCCUUAUGAACCAGAUGAUGCGCCAUGGAAAAAAUCCUCCGAAUCUGGAAUUCGUAAAUUCUUCCGAAAAAUAUUCUCCGAAUCCAGUAGCAGCUUUCUCGGAGGUAGCAGUCCCAGACGAAGUCUUUCUAGUCUUUCAAAGAUGGCCCUAUCUGGAAGCAGUACCUGUGAUACGUCUAUAUAAUGCUUUUUUAAAAAUGCGUUGGAUAAUUUUAAAUAAUUGUCAAGAAUGACAACCAAGGAUGAUUAGGACUAGACUUUUUAUUUACAUAACCACAUUUUGUGACU